Molecule: messenger RNA, 1214 nt
Organism: Ilex paraguariensis (yerba mate)
Lineage: Eukaryota; Viridiplantae; Streptophyta; Magnoliopsida; Aquifoliales; Aquifoliaceae
Source: the annotation of a GenBank genome assembly
GCUUGAAAGCCUAGUGUUCCAGCUGACCCUGAGCAGAAUUCUUAAUGCCACGUGGUUCCAAUCAGAGCCUCCAGAAACUUAUCCCGCAUCUCUAAUCUAAUCUUCCGAUCACACACUUUCCACAUCCAAUAUCCAAAACCAGCCAUUAUCUUUCACAGAUCACUAAGGAACACCUAUCACACACUCCCCACACUUCAUUCAAAACACAAAGAAAGAACAAAAGAGAACACAAAGACUGAGACUUGAGGUUGAACAAUGGCCUCCACAACAUGCUUCUUGCACCACCAUGUACUCUCCACCCCAACUAGAUCUUCAACACAGCGUUAUGUGGCAGCCACCAAGCCCAAUCAGCUAAUCUGCCGUGCCGCCCUGAAGCAGGCGGUGCAACAAGAUGACGGCAAUGUUGCUGUCUCUCGUAGGUUGGCUCUCAGGGUUCUUAUUGGUGCAGCAGCCAUUGGCUCUAAGGUUUCACCCGCCGAUGCAGCUUACGGAGAAGCUGCCAAUAUUUUUGGGAAGCCGAAGACAAAUACGGAUUUCUUGCCUUACAAUGGAGAUGGAUUUAAGCUAUCAAUUCCUGCAAAAUGGAGCAAGAGCAAGGAGGUGGAGUACCCUGGUCAGGUUCUGAGAUACGAAGACAACUUUGAUUCCACUACCAAUGUAUCUGUCAUGGUCACUCCCACCGACAAAAAAUCUAUCACCGACUAUGGUUCCCCUGAGGAAUUCUUCUCUAAGGUGGACUACUUGUUGGGGAAACAAGCUUACUUCGGCAAAACUGAAGCAGAGGGCGGAUUCGAGCCUGAUGUGGUGGCAACAGCUAACAUAUUGGAGACCUCAACUCCGGUUAUCGGGGGGAAACCGUACUACUUCUUGUCUGUUUUGACAAGGACUGCUGAUGGAACUGAAGGUGGCAGGCACCAACUGAUUUCAGCCUCAGUAUCGGACGGGAAGCUUUAUAUCUGCAAGGCACAAGCUGGAGACAAGAGAUGGUUUAAAGGAGCAAGAAAGUAUGUUGAGAGCGCUGCCAGUUCUUUCAGUCUUGCUUAAGCACAUAUGUGGCUUUGUAUGUACGUAGUUUACCUUAAAUAUGAUGUCUGGUUGAGUUGUCUAAACUUUCCCCCCAAUGUAUUAGAGCUGUGCAAGUGAUAAGUUGAGGAAGCUAAUGUGGAUAAUCAAUAUUUCUUUGUUUAAUUAUGAGCAUCCUGUUGUUUUGAGUU